This is a messenger RNA of Thamnophis sirtalis, 687 nucleotides long. The record is from RefSeq and is a predicted model, not a curated record. Lineage: Eukaryota; Metazoa; Chordata; Lepidosauria; Squamata; Natricidae.
GAUUUAAUAGAUGAACACAAGCAAACCACUCUGCCACAGGAUAUAGCAGUUUCCAAUUGCUUGGCCUCUGAGGAUCUUGCCGAAGAAGAGAGGAAAACAGACAACACUAACACAGCAACUAGGACAGAUAAUAACAUCAUGAGCUUCUUCAAAACACUGGUUUCACCAAGCAAAGCUGAUUCCAAGUGUGAUACUGAGGAUAAAGCAAAAAAAGAUGCUCCACAGACAGCAAAUACCAAGCCAACCGAACAGCCUGUCCCUGUUGUCCCUGUUACAAAACCGGAAACAAAUGUGCCUCCAGCUCAGGAAAGUCCAGCAAUGAAGCCAAUUGUGAAACCUCCAGAAGCUCCAGUACCACCACCACCCCCAGCAGUUGUGGUUGUCACCAAUGAAGCUCCCAAGGAGAUGACCAAGGAAAGAUCUUCUUCUACACCCACACCCCUAAGUAAAUUCUUUUGGAAAAAGACUCCCACAGAUGACAUAGAGGUGAUAAACACUGAGAGAAUUGAAGCAUCUCCGGAAAUCCCAGUGAAAGAUGAAAGAAGGAGCCAGGAAGUUGCAGAAACCAAGUCUAAAGCAGAGGAGAGAUCUACCAAAACUAAUUUCAGAAAAUUCUUUAAACUGUCAGUCAGGAGUGACACAGAGGUAACUCCUUCUGAAAUAAAUGAGCCGGCACCUGAUUACCAA